GUCUUCGCGCGUCGAGCUAUCUGGUUGGCACUCGCGUCGAGUCGGGCACUUAUAUUCGAAUUGACGUCGCACGUCUCUCGUUCUUACCUCAUUUUAUCCUCGUGGUUCAUAUUAAUCACGCCUGCGUCAGUUUCGUUGCUAAGUUUUGUGCUCCGUCCGGUUAGAACGCGCUGUUUGAAUUAUCGGGCAGUUCGUUUUUCAAUAAGGAAGUUAGACAGUGCUUUUUUUUGUGAUGUGCAUGGAAUCAACGAGCAACUUCAAGAUGACGCUUGCCUGGGUCUGCCUCAUCGGCCUGUUGUGUUCGACGGCAGUUAAAGCAGCAUCGAAAUCGAACCUGGUCGUGGACAUCGAGCCGAAACGACCGACUGCCGUCCGAUUGGGCGAGAGCCUGCAAAUUUUGUGCAGAGUUGGUAGACCGCUUCGGGUGUGCCGUGUCGAGAUACCUGGCGAGGAAGGUGGUAUAGUUCUGUCGAAGGGGCAACCGCCCGAAGACGGCAUCGAGUAUUACGGGGAGGGAACGGAGGCGGGCCAGUGCGGUGUCCGCAUAGCCAAGAUCAAGGAAAGCCACGAUGGAAUAUUCAAAUGCACCCUGACCACGACCGACAGCCGAUCGGAGGAGCAGGCAUCCAUGAGGAUCAUCGUUGCCAAACCGCCGAAUAAUCCAGAGCUUCACACUAGUCAAGGAUCGGAUGGAAGGAAUAUAUACAGGAAGGGAGAAAAAUUGGAAGUGAGUUGCAGCGCGCCAGGCGGGCGUCCAGCGGCCAACGUUUCUUUGUUCCUCGACGACGAGCCAAUCGGUAACGAGGAAAGGCCAACGAUUUACGACUCGAACGUGGACGACAAUUCACUGGCCGUGCAAAAUGCAUCGCGCGCCUUGGACUGGACCGACAACGGGAAAGUUCUUCGAUGCGUGGCCGGUCACAUCGCCCUCGACCGGCCUAAAGAAACCACUAUGCAACUGCAGGUCUACUAUCCUCCUCAACCUCAGUCAACGAUCGAACGAUUUGGAUACGUAAUUGGACGGCAGGGAAUCGUGAACGUGACCGUUUACGCAAAUCCUAGGCCGCGUUUUUUAUGGCGUGUGAACAAUGAGAUAAUCAACGAGGGACGUCCAGACGAGAGCAAUCGGCUCGAAACCUCGACCGCCGUGGAUCUGGGGAGAGGAGCGUGGAGCGUAAUCCUGACGAUCGACAGUGUGCAAAAAUCCGACACGGAGAAGGAAUAUAUCCUGGAAGCCCGCAACGGCGAAGGAGCUUACGAAUAUCGUAUCAUUUUGUCGACAGCCACAGAACCAGCAGGGCCGUUCGGUCACUUCUAUGGUAAGCUCUCCGAACACAUGCACGCACUAGGCGUCGAUUUAGAUGCUGGUUCCAUCAUCGGAAUCGUGGUCGGUGCCCUGGUGCUACUCCUCAUCGUUUUCAUACUAAUUUUUGCCCGCGCGACCGGACGCUGGUGCUUCGCAGCGAGGCGUCGGGGCGACGAGGAAGCUGCGAGCGGUGUCGGCGCCGGAAGCGAGGCGCACAUCACCCCUGGGGACGAGGACGAAGAGGAUCACGACGAGGACCCGCGUAUCAUCGAUGAGAAAAUACCGCAGGGUGGCCAGGAGAAUCCGAUACACGCGAGCACGGAAUACGUGAACGGGCGCACCGACGUCAAGGAGGCGAAGAAGGACGAGAAGACGGACACGCCUGUUUAAAAAAAAAGAAAAGAAAAAUAAGAAAAAAAAAAAAAAAAAAGAAUCGACCGAUCAUCGUCGUCAUCGUCGUCGUCGUCGUCGUCGUCGUCGUUCCUUCUUCUCACGCGGAAAUAAGCUGUCGCCUUCGAUGGUUCGACCAUCGAACUUUUGCAAACCGAUCAUCUUUCAUCCCGCGAAAAGUAAUAUCUCGUUAUUCUCGUAUUUCGUGGAUCGAGGUGUGAUUUGGAUCGAAAUCGAAUGAAACGGAAUGGAUUCGAGGAAGGGAACGGAAGGGGGCGGAAUUCGAAAUAUUCCAGGAAACGAUUGGUUUUCUUUUUUUUUUUUUUUUUUUUUUUUAGUAUUAUAGACUUAGAAGUACUUUUUACUUCGAGAGACAGCGUUAUCACGAGAUCACGAGUUUUCUUUUUUCUUUUUCUGACUUCCGAUUCGAUCCAAUUUGCCCCGCGAAACGAACCCGAUUAUUUUCUUCACUCGAUUAUUUUCGAUAUAAAUUUCUCGCUCGCUUCAUUGAACGACACCGUCAACAUCCGAGGUAAAUGACUAAAAAAAAAAAAAAAUAUUCCAUUGACGCGAAGGGGGUGUUUCAAGAGGAAUUCUCAAGAGGAACACGCGCUUCCUUUCUACAUCUCGUCGCACGAAUCUCGCGUUUAGUUUGUUAAGAACGAAUCUCUUUCUAUUUUUUAUUAUUAUUAUUAUUAUUAUUAUUAAUAUUAAUAUUAAUAUUAUUACUAUUAUUAUUAUUAUUAUUACUAUUAUUUCCUCUUUCUAUACAAUACAACAUCGCGUAUUUAUUUUUUCACGCGACACACGAGUAUUAAUUGUUAUUUUAUAUUCGCCUUGACAUAAGAGACAUAAAGUAUGAAACUCCGCGUCAAAUCUUACGAUAUAAUCCUUAAUUUAACAACUCUGUCUAAUCUUGCAUUUCCUCGUUUCUUUUUUCCGUACGAUUUUUCCGUCUCUUCGAAUGGCAGCUGCGUUCGUAAUUCCGCGGGAACACGAAUUAUUCUCCGCUCGUCAACGAUCGGGAAAACACGAUCCCUCGAUGCCUCGAUUGAAAAAAAAAAAGAAAAAGAAAGAAAAAGAAAAAAAAAGGAAAAAGGAAAAAAGAAAAAAAAUAAUAAUGAACAAUUUCGCGACGAGCGAAAUUGUUGUUUUUUUUUCGGCCUCCCCGCUGAUCGCCGUGUAUAACUUUUGUAAAUAGGAUUUUUUUCGCGACCCGACGACCAACCCGUCGUCCAAUCGGCGGUGCAUGCGUUAGCCGCCUUUUUCCUUUUCUUCUACGACGAAACAGACGUACACACAUACAUACACACGUACAUAUAUAUAUAUACACACGAAUGGGAGGGAGGGGAGGGGAGGAUAAAUUCGCUUCGAUCGAGUCAUUUCACACUUUAUUGAAUAAUUGUACGCGUAUCGAUCGUCAACUUUUCGAGGACAGUUUCCCCAACUAGAAGAUAUAUACUUUUCGAGUUACACGUUAUAGGUUGAAAUAUUCAAAGUUUCGAGAAUUAAAUUAAUUAACAGACCGAACUGAAUUGUAGUGAAAAAAUAUAUGGACGGUCUGUAAAACCUAUAACUUGUACCUUGUCGAUCGUUGUUUUACCCCUAAAAAUUUGUAAAAUUAAAAAAAAAAGAAUCCUUAAAAAGUUAUCUAAAGAAUUUAAAGAAAAAGAUUCUAUAUAUAUAUUUCGUCCUCGAGAAGUUGAUUGGAAUAUCGCUAAGGAAUAUCGUUGUUAGAUAAACACGCGUUUGCGAGCUGUCCUCGAAUAAUUCUAUUCUAUUCUAAAAAUAAAUCGAGUUUCCAAUAGGGAAGAGAAAGAAUCGCCUUUGGAGAUUCACGCUCGGGAAAGAGAUGGACUGUCGUCACGGGGAGCGUGUCAUGUAUGUACACACACGACAAGCGACGUCUAAUGAUAAUAUUAUCGAUAAAACAAAGUGAUUACGAUUAGCGCGAAACGAAGUGGGGACGAGCGGGAAAUUUCUCGGAUAUUGGAAAAGUUUCAACAAGCUUGGCGCGAACAAAUCAAACAUUUUUGUAGACGAGUUUUUUCUAGAAAAAAAAAGAAUAAAAAAAAAAAAAAGGACGCAUCAACGUUGAAGAAUAAAUGGGAGGGUAAGGGGGAUGGGGAAAAUCUAGAGCAAAAGAGUAAAAAAAAAAUAAAAAUAGGAGAGUAGGAUGAAUUACGCGUGCACGACGAACAAAAAAAAGAUAAAUUUCCACGGUUCGAUAUUCCCUUCUCUCGAAAAAUCGUCUCUGCGAGUUUGUUUCAAAUAUAGAUAUAUAUAUAUAUACAGCACAAUUAGUUAGCAGCAAAGGUGUUAGAUCGAGUAAAAUUACGUAUUCGAUAAAAAAAAAAAAAAGCGCGAGUCAAAGUUUAUUUUUCAAUUUAAAUAUUUACUGUUUUGUUUUACGAUUCGAAACGGUUUCGAUGUAAAAUACACAAUUUACGACGAAAAAGAAAUAUAUAUAUAUAUAUAUAUUUAAACGGUCAAAUAAAUUUUGUGACCAAUCGCACGAGUAUACAAAGUCGAACGGAUGUUUUUUGUAAUGAAUUAAACGCAGAGGAUGAAAGCUUCCAACGCGCUUAACGUUCGGCUGAAUUUUUCCAAAGCUUUUUUUUUUUUUUUUUUUUUUGUUCAACGUGUCCCUUUCAACCACGACAGAAGGAAUUAUCAACCGUGAGAAGAAAACGCUUUACGUGCACGUGCAAAGAGAUCUAUUAAAAAAAUAACGCCGUAACCACGUUCGAAAAAAAAAAGGGGGGAGAAGAGAAACAGAAACGAACACAUUCCACGAUGUAGCUUUCGUUCUUAGGCGAGUCCUUUUGUUUUUUUUUUUUUUUUUUUUUUUUUUUUUUUUUUUUUUUUUUUUUUUUUUUUUUAAUCCAGGACAUAUGUAUAGUCAACGCGUGCUGACUGACACGUAUCUCGCGUUCUAUAAUUUGUAUAAAUGUGAUUUUUUUUUUUUUUCUUCUUUUAGCAGAAACAGUAUUAUUUUACGUGUAUACGUACUCGAAACGAAUAAUUCAAUGACACGGAAAUGGAGGCGUGUUCUAUUUUUUUUUUCUUUUUCUUUUUUUAGAGAUAGACAAUAUACACGCCCUAUCCUUUCCACGUAACAAUCUCUUUUACACGUUCAAUCGAUCCAAUGAUUGUUCAGAUUGUAUUGAUAUUUAUAAUACUCGUUUUAAUAUUCGGAUUGUGUCGCGACUCGAUAACUCGACGAUCGGAUUAUUCAUAAGUUUUUUAAGGAGAAAUUGAUUCGACAAUCGUUCAAACUCUCGCGAUGCUUUUAACCCGCACUCUACUAAAGCUUUUUACCAAACGAUUCCGUUUUUUCGCAAAAAAGAAUUUCCAAUAGAAUAGCACAAAUAUACGUUUAAGAUGUGUUUUGUAAAAAAAAAAAAAAGGAAGAGAGAAAAUGGAUAUAAAAAUUUGUAUAAAAGUAUCGUUAAAAAAUAUAUAAGGCGGAUAAAUGUUAAAAAAGAUUCGUUGGCACGUUAGCAGCAUUUUAGCCAUCAUUACACGUAUCAUCAUGUUUCGAGACCGCGGCAAAGACUGAAAACACAACAUUCCUCUCGAACUGUCGAAUUUUUCUACGAACAAUUUCUUUUUUUUAACCAAAAUUUUUUAUACCGUGCAGUCAGUUUCAUCGAAGAAAAAAAAAAGAAGAAGAAAACACCAAAAUUCUCAAACGAUAAAGUGUAAAGAUUUUAAAUGGAUAACUUUUGAUACUUCGAACUUUACGUACGAUUGAUUAGACGACAUUCGUACGAACGACGAAAAAGAUGUUCGAUAAUCGACAUUCACAAUUAAAUUCGUUCACAGUCGCGAUGUUUUCUCCGAAAACGAUGCGCGAAAGAAACAACGCCCGCAAAUGUUUUUCCUUUCUCGAUCGCGAACUUAACUUCGAUUUUUGCAUUAUCAUUCCCAUUCGACAAUAAGUGUUCUUUGUACUUUUCUACGGAAUAAUCCUUACUUAGCUCAGUCGAUAAGAAAAAAAGGAAAGAGAGAGGGAGAAAGAGAAAAAAAUAUUCACGAAAAAAGUAAAAAAAAAAAAAGAUGGAAAGGAACUUAACGAUUUUACGUGUACACGUGCAUACACAGACACACACAUACAUACAGCACACUUUACAGAAAGAAGAAAAAAAGUUCACGAACGUAGGUGUCCACGGCGUCGUAAAAAGAUGAAUUAUUAAAAGAGUAAAGGGGCAAAAAUAUAAAAAGUAAAAAAAAAAAAAAAAAUAAGAAAAAAAGGAAAAAAAAGAAAGGAAAGAAAGAAGAGGGAGGGAGGGUGAGAAGAAGACGAGAGUACCCUGUAUCUGUCACUCGUUGACGAAACAUUUCCGAAUUCUGCACAUACACUCCUUCACUUUUUCCAUAUGCGAUCGUGUUUUCACUUACAAAGAAGGAUCGUCUCGUCCAACGAGUUCCCGCCCAUCCAAUUUACAAAGAAUAUAUAAUAAGUAUCGAUCAACGUAAUUAGAGAAUGGCGAAAAGUGAGACGAAAAUGAAAAGAGGAGGAGGAGAUUAAGAAAAAAAGAGGAAAGAUUCCGGAGGAACUGGUCGGACGAAGACGAUCGAUCGAAGAAAAAUUACUGUGUUGUAUAUAUUAAAUAUAUAUAUAUAUAAAAUAAAUAAAUAUAUAUAUAUAAAUAUAUUAUAAAUAUUAUGGUACGAGAUUGAAUAUAAUAGUAACGAAUAUAUAUAUUAUAUAUAUUCUGUGUCGAGGGCACUUGGCUUGCAACUCGUAAAUAUUAAACUGAAUAAACUUAUUUAUCCACUUGCACUCCAAUUGCCGAGCGACCUGUCGUUAUCCGUGAAUUUUUUGAGAAAAAGACUAUUAUUGGGCAGAGAGAGUGAGAGUGAGAGUGAGAGUGAGAAUGAAAGCGAGAGUGAAUGAGAGAAAGAGAGAGCGAGCGAAAGAGAGAAAGAAAAAGAGAGAGAGAGUAGUAAGGUUAUUAUUAAUAUAACUUAAGCGUGAGUUUUAAAAAAUGAAUUUCGCGAUGGACGAAUGAGAGGAGAGAAAUACGAUCGUCUCGGUCGUAAAUAUUAUCUUAUCCGGGUGAGGAGGAAAAAAAAAAAAGAAGAGAACAGUGCGGGGGAAAAAGAGAACUAGAGAAAAUUGGAAAAAUUAUUAUUUAGAAAGUAAAUCGAUUAAACGUGGAUUGUACGUUGCCAAUUAAAUACUAAUAAUUUGUAUCGCGUUUUGCAAUGUCGAAGCGUCGUUUGCGCCGUUAAAGAGGCUGAGCCGUGUAAUGUAAAUGUGAGCAACGCACGUUUCUCUUACCUAUUGCUCUGCUAAAUUUCAACACUAGAACUGCCUAAAUAUAUUGUAAUAAUAACGAGAUUUAAACGAUAGAAGAAAAAAAAAAAAAAAGAAAUGAUAGUCGAAGAUCAGGGCCCUCUUGUUUUAUAGUGAUAUUUAAGAAAAAAGGAAAAAAAAAUGGAAUUUCACGAAUCAAAUUUUCGUCAAUUAUCUAUUAGGUUAAAUCGCUGUACAAAGAAAUAAUAUUCUUCUUACUGCCAAUUUACCAAAUGUCCGAUUUAGCGAAGCAAAAUGUGUGCAAGAUUCGUGCAUUCCUCAACGAAUCACGUUUUGUUGCGGUAUGUAUUAUUGUGUGACGACGAGCGACUUAAACG
Apis mellifera (honey bee) is the source of this 7339-nucleotide messenger RNA. It is a transcript of the gene Fas3, whose product is annotated as fasciclin-3. The transcript has 9 exons. Gene Ontology annotation, molecular function: cell adhesion molecule binding. The record is from RefSeq and is a predicted model, not a curated record. Gene Ontology annotation, cellular component: cell-cell junction. Bases 233 to 1696 code for a protein of 487 amino acids. Lineage: Eukaryota; Metazoa; Arthropoda; Insecta; Hymenoptera; Apidae. Gene Ontology annotation, biological process: cell-cell adhesion.